Molecule: messenger RNA, 241 nt
Organism: Acanthoscelides obtectus
Lineage: Eukaryota; Metazoa; Arthropoda; Insecta; Coleoptera; Chrysomelidae
Source: the annotation of a GenBank genome assembly
GAUGGCACUGUGAACAGUGGUACCCUAUGCUACCUGAGCUGCUUUACAGUGGUUUUUUCCAAGCCAUGGACGGAACACUGCGCAGACUAAUCUUCAGCGCAUCUGCUACUCUCUCCAGUACGCAUGAAGUGGGUAACAGAUGACCGCUGUUUUCAUCCUCUUCCUGGAAAUACUCUAAUAAAUCUAGCAUGGCAUUGAACAAUUUUGUAUUGAAGAUUGAUAACAGGACAACUCAAAUUGC